AAGAGUUGAGUGCUCAGCAGGGUGCAGCUGUCCCGUUAUGACUGGCCACCACAGUUGGGGAUAUGGGCAGGAUGACGGUAGGACCUGCGGAGUGGCACAAGUCUUAUCCCAUUGCCCAAGGGAACCGUCAAUCACCCAUUGAUAUAAUUUCUGCAAAAGCAGUCUAUGACCCUAAGCUGAUGCCGCUUGUUAUCUCCUAUGAGUCCUGUACAUCUCUCAACAUCUCCAACAACGGCCAUUCAGUUAUGGUUGAGUUUGAAGACAUUGAUGACAAGACAGUGAUCAGCGGUGGUCCCUUUGAGAGUCCCUUUCGGCUAAAGCAGUUCCACUUUCACUGGGGGGCAAAGCACAGUGAGGGAUCAGAGCAUACAAUUGAUGGCAAACCUUUUCCAUGUGAGCUCCACUUAGUUCACUGGAAUGCCAAGAAGUAUGCAACAUUUGGAGAAGCAGCAGCAGCUCCAGAUGGCUUGGCUGUAGUUGGUGUUUUCUUGGAGAUUGGAAAAGAACAUGCCAAUAUGAACAGACUCACUGACGCUUUGUACAUGGUAAAAUUUAAAGGGACAAAAGCUCAAUUUAGAAGCUUCAACCCCAAAUGUCUCCUGCCUUUGAGUCUAGAUUAUUGGACGUACCUUGGAUCUUUGACGACACCACCCCUUAAUGAGAGUGUAAUAUGGGUAGUGCUGAAAGAACCCAUCAGUAUUUCUGAGAAGCAGCUGGAGAAGUUCCGCAUGCUUCUCUUCACCAGCGAGGAAGACCAGAAGGUGCAGAUGGUAAAUAACUUCCGCCCCCCUCAGCCACUUAAGGGGAGAACAGUUCGAGCUUCCUUCAAGGCCUGAAGAAAACUGAUGACGGCCCUGGGAUAUCUAAAAGCUUCCACACAAGUGACCAUAAAUCUGGUGUUUAGAUCACUCAUGGAGCAUGCAAGAUAGCCAUUUCCAAGAACACUCUGUACUUGAAGGAGGACAAACAUUUUCUGAUGCUGUGUUUUAUUUGAAUCACUCAAUUUUAACACGAUCUUAGAUCUUUUUAACUAGAACUCCUUUUAGUGCAAAGGAUAGAUAGUGAUCUGGAUCAUUGUCUUAGAGUUAAGAGGAAACUGAAAUCCUACUUAAUAUAAGAUGGGAAAUAGGUGGUAAUUAUUAGUGUUGAUGAUUAAUUCUUCUGAUUGUCUAAUAUGUGAUGAAACAACAGUUGAAAUUUGGAUAAACUGGACUUAUAUUUUUCUUAGAUUUUUCUUAUUAGUGUUUGCUGAGCUCCCUCUGACUUAGAAGAUUUUCACUAUCUUUGCUGUCUAUUGACACAAAGUGGGCUAGCAGUACUCAAAAAAGGCUCUGUAUUCACUUUGUGAAGGCACUGAUAUGAAAACUAUGUAUUUCAAAAUUACUGUUCUAAGAUACUAUUGUACAACUGUUUUCAAAUAUGUAAAUGCUCCGUGAUCCAAAACAGGCCAUGUUGUUUAUUGCACAAGACUGUUUAAACAUAAAUUAUUUUAGCCUAUGCAACAUACAUAAUUAUAACUCCCUCAUUAAGUUUGUUGAGAAGGUGCAUCUGUAGCAAUUCAGGUAUGUACUUGUGGCUAUCUAAAUUGUUCAAAUUCUACCUCAGUUAAGUGGUUUGCUCUGCAAUAUGACCUCCUUCAGUGUCUGCCCUGUAGAAUGUAUAUGUACUUUUUCACUCUAAGGAUCUUAUGUGGGUAGACCUUGAUUGCACUGAAUGUACAUUGCUGCACAAAUCAUCCCAUAGCUGUGGCAAUCUGUCGGGGAUGGUCCUGGCAAGUUUAAGAUUUUAUCUGUACUGACUCCUGAUACAUCUUCAAAACAGUCGUGUUAGAAAAGCCAUGUAUUUGUAUGGCUGCUUCUUGCAGCUUAGUGGAAAAAUUCUUCAGACCUUUGUCCAGUAAGAAAAAAUAGUGAUGUCCUCUGUACCUGUCGUCAGUGUAUUUUCAGUUACUUUAUUUCUAGGUUUCAAAUGUUUUACUUAAUCUGUGUAUUUCAGACAGAUUACUGAUGUUUAUUAGUUUUCAGCUUCUUAAAUGAAGAAUCAAAAGCUGUAAGCGUUGAAGUAAAAUCUUGAAGUAAGAGGGAGAUGGGUGUGAAGGGUGGACUACAACACCUACAGGCGGUUCUCCCUUUUCAGGAAGGAGGCAAAAAUAGUCAGCAUGGAGCACAGAACAAGGAAUGGAAGACUGGAAUUCUAGACCAAACUCCUACAAUUUUUUUGGCACAGUGAUAUGAAACAUUCUGUUCCUAGGUUUAUUCUUUGAUAAACUGAAGGUAACACUAAUAUCUACCUCACAGGGGUACUGUGAGGGCUAAUUCAGCACUGUUUUAAAUCUGAGACUCCUAUAUGGAAGAUGCUAAAGGAAAUUUAAAAAAAUCAUUAUAAAAUGCAAUGUUUUUAGCUGUUAUGAAUGUCACUUGGCUAGUUUUGAAAACUGCUAUUGCAAAAAAUCUAUUUAUGUAUCUUAAUUUCUUUACCAAGUUAAAUAAAUUAUAUUUAAACAUCA
Molecule: messenger RNA, 2506 nt
Organism: Gallus gallus (chicken)
Lineage: Eukaryota; Metazoa; Chordata; Aves; Galliformes; Phasianidae
Gene: CA7
Product: carbonic anhydrase 7
Exons: 7
Coding region: 63-836 (257 amino acids)
Biological process (GO): regulation of intracellular pH
Cellular component (GO): cytoplasm
Molecular function (GO): zinc ion binding; carbonate dehydratase activity
Source: RefSeq, a predicted model, not a curated record